AUGGCACCAGGCACUAACGGCCGCGUCGUCCAGGUUGAGGACACCAAGAUCUGCGUUGUCAUGGUUGGCUUGCCUGCACGAGGGAAGAGUUACAUAGCACAGAAAGCCCAGCGUUACCUUCAAUGGCUCUCCAUCGACGCCAAGACAUUCAACGUCGGUAACUACCGACGUCAUGACGCUCCUCAACCGCCAGCCGAUUUCUUUGCUACUAGCAAUCUCGAUGGAGAACGCAGACGUCGCGUCGCCGCCGAGGCCGCUAUUGCCGAUAUGCUAAGCUGGUUUCGCCAAGGCGGUGUGAUCGGUAUCCUUGAUGCUACCAAUUCUACUAAGGAACGCAGGAAAUGGGUCUACGACUUAUGUACCAAGGAGGGUAUUGAAGUCUUGUUCGUUGAAUCCAAGUGUGAUAAUGAGGACCUCAUCAUGGCCAACAUCCGAGACGUUAAAACUACCAGUCCUGACUACAAGGGCCAGGAUCCUGAGAAAGCCGCUCUAGAUUUCCGCAAUCGAAUAAAGAACUACGAGAAAGCAUAUAAGAGCAUUGAUGCUGACGGUGACGAGAAUGAAUAUACCUACCUCAAGAUUAUGGAUGUUGGGUCUCAGGUUAUUAUCAACCGUAUACAAGAUUACCUACAAAGUCGGGUAGUCUACUAUUUAAUGAACUUGCACAUCCGGCCGAGAUCAGUGUGGCUCUCGAGGCAUGGAGAAUCACUGUACAACCUUUAUGGACGAAUCGGUGGAGAUGCGGAUCUAUCUCCACGAGGACAUCAAUAUGCUAAGAAGUUGCCUGAGCUCGUUCGUCAGUCUGUCGGUGGUGAUCGCCCCCUCACGGUAUGGACCUCGACCCUGAAGCGCACUAUACAAACGGCUCGUUUCCUACCUGAGAAUUACAACCAAUUGCAGUGGAAAGCAUUAGACGAGCUCGAUGCGGGCGUCUGUGACGGCAUGACGUACCAGGAGAUCAAGGACGUUUACCCAGAGGAUUUCGUAGCGCGCGACGAAGAUAAAUAUAAUUACCGCUACCGCGGUGGCGAGUCUUACCGCGACGUUGUUAUCCGUCUCGAACCUAUUAUAAUGGAGCUUGAACGAUCUGAGGAUAUCCUGAUUGUUACCCAUCAAGCCAUAUUGCGCUGUAUAUAUGCAUACUUCAUGAAGAAGGACCAGUCUCGCAGUCCCUGGAUGAAUGUCCCGCUCCACUGCCUCAUCAAGCUCACACCACGUGCCUACGGUACCGAUGAGGAAAGAUAUCAAGCUGAUAUUCCUGCUGUUAGCACGUGGAGAGGUAAGGGAAGCACCGCUAAGCACGAAGACCCUGUCCCAGAGGCGAAUCUGGGUUACACUCCGACGGCGGCAGUUCACUAA
This is a messenger RNA of Daldinia childiae, 1359 nucleotides long. RefSeq names its product Fructose-2,6-bisphosphatase. Bases 1 to 1359 code for a protein of 452 amino acids. Gene Ontology annotation, cellular component: cytosol. Gene Ontology annotation, biological process: fructose metabolic process; fructose 2,6-bisphosphate metabolic process. The transcript has 3 exons. NCBI's taxonomy places the organism in Eukaryota, Fungi, Ascomycota, Sordariomycetes, Xylariales, Hypoxylaceae. Gene Ontology annotation, molecular function: fructose-2,6-bisphosphate 2-phosphatase activity; ATP binding; 6-phosphofructo-2-kinase activity. The record is from RefSeq and is a predicted model, not a curated record.